GAGGCCUGCAGGUGAGACCUGGAUUCAUCUCCCCACCACUGGAGGAGAAGAAGAGAAAAAACUCAAUGUUGCAUGUUGGGAAUAGCAAGACAUGUCUCAAGACUUUUAGGGUUUGUGGAUUUUUCCGCUGCUGACACAAUCUGGACUCGCCUCAGAAUCAUCUGAAGGGAGUGCAGACCUCCCCCUCAUCGAGGAGACAGACAUCGAUCAGUGUCCAGAGGGAAAAUACUUCUCACACCUGCUCUGUUUGGAGUGUCCCUCUGGUCAUUUUUGUCCUGGCAAUGUAUCUGCACCUCAUAGAUGUCCAGUAGGAACAUUCAACCUCUACACGGGGAAAAGCAGCAUCAGUGACUGCAAGCCUUGUUUUCCAGGUCUCAUUAGUUCAGAAGACAGAGUGGACUGUAGGCUGUGUCCUGCAGGUUUCUCAUGUGAUCCAGCCGAGGGGACGCUCUCUUUAUGCCCCCCAGGACAACAUUCACCUGAGGGGGUCCUACAGUGUCUGACGUGCCCUGUAGAUUCUUUCUGCACCUCUGGGUUUCCUAUUAAGUGUGGGCCUGGCAAAGAGCCCAACGUAGAUCACGACGCGUGUAAUGACUGUCCCCCGGGCUCCUACUCCACUAUGUGCACUAUCCAGUGCGUGCAGUGUCCAGCAGGAAGUUACUGUCCAGAUAGUGGGAUGUUUCAGCCGCUCCCCUGUCCUCCUAGUUGGUCUUCUACACCUGGGCAGACUCAGUGUCAUAGCUGUAAUGAGACGUCUUUGCUGUGUGGGGGAGCUGCUGUGGCCCCCCGCUGGAGCCAGCCAGCCCACAGGGCCAGUCAAACGAUCAGCUGUCGACCAGGAACAUACAAAGACACGAGGGAAGAGUUAGUAUGUGUGGUCUGUCCAAUAGGUCAUUACUGUGUGGGAGGUGUGGCUGUACCCUGUCCUGCUGGGACUUACGGCACUGAAGAAGGCCUGCAGAGGCUGAGAGACUGCACAAUCUGUCCUGCAGGGUUUUACUGUCUGGAAGGCAGCUCACGGAGACCCACCUCCCAGUUCCUGUGCCCACAGGGCUAUUACUGUGAAGAGGGCAUCGCCACCCCGCAUGGGUCACCUUGCCCUGCUGGUACAGCGGGGGAACAACUGGGUCAGACAAGUAGGGCAGCAUGCAAGAGAUGUAGAGAAGGACGCUUCUGUCCUGCAGGCUCAUCGGGUCCUGGCUUGCCCUGUGCUCGGGGGAGAUACUGUCCUGCUGGCACCUUGGAAGAAGUGAUAUGUCCUCUAGGCACCUUCACACCUCAUCAAGGAGCAAUAAGUGUGAAGGACUGUCUCAAAUGCCCGGUUGGUUUUUACUGUCCUGAGGGGAGGAGCGACCCGGCGUCCUGUCCACCAGGCUCUUUUAACCCCUUAGAAGGCCAGGAUGAGUUGGCUGAUUGCAGGGAGUGCUAUGCAGGGAAGGCCUGCACACAGGUAGCUCUGAGAGCCCCCGAUGUGGACUGCAUGCAAGGGUUUGUGUGUCCCCCUGGUUCCUCUAAACCCAAUGCACCAACCAACGCCUGCCCACCAGGGACACUGAGCAAUCGCACUGACCUCACUGACCGCUCACAGUGUCAGCAGUGCCCAGCCCGAUAUGCCUGUCUUCGAGGAACUGGUGGUAGCCAGAGGCCUGCACUCUCCUGCUUUGCAGGGCAUUAUUGUCCCCCUGGAUCUAUGUUCCCCACCCAGUACAAGUGUCCUGUGGGGACAUGGAGUGGUACCAGUGGAUUGAAGGCUGAAAGUGAGUGCCGUCCGUGCCCACAGGGCUGGUACUGUUUGGCUGGAUCUGGAGCUCCGUCAGGUCGAUGCAGCUCUGGACACUACUGUCCUGAAGGGACUGCAUAUGGCACCCAGUUUCCUUGCCCGGCGGGCACCUACACCAUCCGAAUGGGCAACAGAUACAGAGAAGACUGCCUGAUUUGUCCUGAAGGCUCUUUCUGUCAAAAGGGCACCUCCAAACCUUCACCCUGCCCACUCUCCACAUUUCGCCAUCUGAAAGGAGGUCGGAGGCUUGAGGACUGCUCUGCUUGCCCUGCUGGCUAUUUCUGUCCCCACUCAGCCACUGUCAACCCCAGAGUGUGUGGAGCUGGCAGCUACUCUGACGAGGGCUCUGCAGAGUGUUCGCCAUGCCUGCAGGGCCACUACUGCAGUAAUGAGACCACGAGUGAGGAAGCCAUGUUAAGCGUCAUGGUGUGUCCCCCAGGCUUUCUCUGCUCUCAGGGUUUGGCCCGAGACCCCCAGCGCUCAGCCACCCUCUGUCCUCGAGGCUUCUACUGCCCUGGAGGAGGCAUUGAUCCCAACCCCAUUCCUUGCCCCAAUGGUACCUACAGUGAAUCUCCUGGUCUGCGUGACGCCGGCGAGUGUGUCCAGUGUCCGGAGGGGAAGUACUGUUACUCCCAGCGGCCUCAGGAGCAGCCUAUUACCAGGCCUACGGGUGUGUGUCCUCAUGGUCACUAUUGCCCCAGGGGGACUGGCUACCCUCACACCUUCCCCUGUCAGGCUGGCAAAUAUAGGAACAACACACUUGGUCACAGUGGAGAGGCAUGUGUUUUAUGUCCAUUGAGGCAUUACUGCGACAGACCGGGAACUCACAUGCCCUUAGUCUGUCCUCAGGGUUUCUACUGUCCGGAGGGCACUUCUACUCCCGAACCGUGUCCUGAAGGAACCUACAGCUCCCACUCAGCUCUCAGUGAUGGGUCAGAGUGCUCCCCUUGUGACGGAGGCCAGUAUUGCACCAGCGUGGGACUCUCAGAGCCCUCUGGAAGCUGCAAAGAGCGCUUCUACUGUAGAGAGAGAGCCACGUCUGCAGUACGAAAAUCCUAUUUGAAUCACUUAUUAAAUUGA
This is a messenger RNA of Sebastes umbrosus (honeycomb rockfish), 2860 nucleotides long. Its product is annotated as proprotein convertase subtilisin/kexin type 5-like. The transcript is spliced from 19 exons. The record is from RefSeq and is a predicted model, not a curated record. The coding region runs from base 620 to 2860 and encodes 746 amino acids. NCBI's taxonomy places the organism in Eukaryota, Metazoa, Chordata, Actinopteri, Perciformes, Sebastidae.